Etheostoma spectabile (orangethroat darter) is the source of this 774-nucleotide messenger RNA. RefSeq lists its product as uncharacterized. Bases 28 to 774 code for a protein of 248 amino acids. The transcript has 7 exons. The record is from RefSeq and is a predicted model, not a curated record. NCBI's taxonomy places the organism in Eukaryota, Metazoa, Chordata, Actinopteri, Perciformes, Percidae.
UGAAAAUCCUAAGGGACCAGCUGUGGGAUGCCUCUUUCUGCCAGGUUAUUGAGUCAGUACCAGAGCCAAACCAGUACCAGAGCCAAAACCAGCACCAAAGCCGAAGCCAGCACCAAAGCAAAAGCCUGUCCCACGGCUUCAGCUCCAACUCGCACGGUUUCUCCCAGGUUGGAUGUGAAGGGAGACAGCUGGACAGUUGUUGGACAAGGCAGGAAGAUGACUCAACAAGCAGACAUUGAAGAUUCCUAUGCUGCAGCUAACAUAAAGGGGGACUGUGUUCUGAAAGAAUGCUCCGUUUUGUUAAAUCCUGUGUGGUUUAGCCAGGAACUUUUGGAUGUGUUGGGUGACGGCAGUAUUUACCUUCCUCCUGCACUGAUCAAAGCCAUUCCAAAGGGCCAGAAGAAGACAACCACAAAACUUCGGCAGAGACCAAAUGAAUGCAAGAAACGAAAACUCUACCAGCAGGAGGAGGCAACACUGUUGGUGGACUCUGUCAGCCCAUCACCUCCGGUGAAAGAAGUCGUCAACCCUCAUUCUUCUGAUCCAUCAUUGAAGGACACCAGGAAGGACCAUGCCGUAAAGCUUCAAGAAAGAACCCCAGUGUCACAGAGGACAGAGGAUGUUCAUCAGUUAAUAAGCUCUAUGAGCUCAAUAGCAGAACACUGUUUGCCCUCCCUACUGCGCACACUGUUUGACUGGUACCGGCGGCAGAGUGGCACUGAAGACGAGUCUUACGAGUACAGGCCUCGCUCUAGUACUAAGUCCAAAGGGUGA